Molecule: messenger RNA, 1266 nt
Organism: Staurois parvus
Lineage: Eukaryota; Metazoa; Chordata; Amphibia; Anura; Ranidae
Source: the annotation of a GenBank genome assembly
AUGCUUCAGUGGAGGAGACGUCAUUGCUGUCUUGGCAAAAUGACCUGGAAUAGUAAAAGGUCACUUUUUCGCACCCAUCUCACGGGGCUUUUAUCACUGGUGUUUCUGUUCGCCACAUUGCUUUUCUGUAACCAUCACAAUUCAUUCACUGGCAGAGUUGGACUAAAAGAAAAUCCGGUCACGCAUUCGAUUCGUGGAUUCAAAGCAACCAAAACUGAAACCAACAGCUCACUACGGAAUAUCUGGAAGGAUGCCAUUCCACAAACAUGGAAGCCUCAUACUACCUUUAACCUGAGUAACACAGAGUCACAACAACAAGGUGUUACUGGUCUGGAGAAUACUUUAAGCACCAAUGGGAGUGUUUACAGUGAAAAGGGCUGGGGUCAACAAAAAGUGUACCAUUACAAAUAUAUCAUUAAUGAGCCAGAGAAAUGUCAGGAGAAAAAGCCUUUCUUAAUACUUCUCAUAGCUGCAGAACCAAGACAAAUUGAAGCUCGACAGGCUAUUAGGCAGACAUGGGGAAAUGAAAGUCUUGCACCAGGAAUCCAGAUUGUAAGGCUGUUUCUUCUGGGUUUACACACCAAGUUAAAUGGGUUAAUUGAACAGGCCAUAGUGGAUGAAAGUAGGCAGUAUCAUGAUAUCAUCCAGCAGGAAUACUUAGACACAUAUUACAAUCUCACCAUUAAAACACUUAUGGGUAUGAACUGGGUAGCAACAUACUGCCCCCAUGUCCCAUACGUCAUGAAGACAGACAGUGACAUGUUUGUUAAUACAGAAUACUUGAUAAACAAACUGCUGAAGCCAGACCAACCACCAAGAACCAACUAUUUUACAGGGUAUUUAAUGAGAGGCUACGCACCCAACCGUAACAAAGACAGCAAGUGGUACAUGUCACCAGACUUGUAUCCAAGUGAGCGUUAUCCUGUGUUUUGUUCUGGAACUGGUUAUGUUUUCUCUGGAGAUCUAGCAGAAAAAAUAUUUAAGGUCUCCUUAAGUAUUAGACGAUUACAUUUAGAGGAUGUGUAUGUUGGUAUCUGUCUAGCCAAGCUGCGUAUUGACCCUAUACCCCCACCAAAUGAAUUUGUAUUCAACCACUGGAGAGUUUCAUAUUCUAGCUGUAAAUAUAGCCACCUAAUUACCUCUCAUCAGUUCCAGCCUGGUGAAUUGAUCAAAUACUGGAAUCAUUUACAACAGAAUAAGCACAAUGCCUGUGCCAACGCAGCCAAGGAAAAAGCCAGUAGGUAUCGGCACCGUAAAAUGCACUAA